CCCCCAAACAAUGCUUCGUACCGGCUUGGUUUCCGCUCCCACUGCUGCUGCUCGCCUCUUCUCGUCGGCGUCUGCGCGCUUUGCGUCAACGCUCGUGAUUGCCGAGCACGACGGCGCCGUUCUCGCCGCUGGCACCCUCAACACAAUCACCGCGGCCUCCAAGCUUGGCGGCAACAUUACCGUGCUCGUCGCCGGCGCAUCGCCCAAGGCGGUUGCCGACACGGUCAGCAAGGUGAAGGGUGUCUCCAAGGUCGUUGCCGUCGAGCACGCUGGCCUCAAGGGCCUGCUGACUGAGGCCGUCACCCCCGUUGUGAUUGCUGCGCACAAGAAGACCCCCUUCACGCACAUUGUUGCCCCUGCCACGACCUUUGGCAAGACCAUCAUCCCCAACAUUGCUGGCAAGCUCGAUGUCGCGCCCAUCUCGGAUAUCAUUGGCGUCAAGUCCGAGGACACGUUUGUCCGAACCCUGUACGCCGGUAACGCGAUUGCCACCGUCCAGUCAACGGAUGCUGUCAAGGUGGUGUCUGUCCGCACGACCGCGUUCGAGCCUGCUGCCGCUACCGGUGGCUCGGCUGCUGUCGAGUCCUCUUCCGACGGCGCUGUCGAUCAGACCCAGUCCGUCUUUGUCGGACAGGAGCUCGUGAAGAGCGAUCGCCCUGAGCUCGCUGCCGCCCAGGUUAUUGUUUCUGGUGGCCGUGCGCUCAAGAGCAAGGAGAACUUUAAGAUUCUGUACGAUUUCGCCGACAAGAUUGGCGCCGCCGUCGGUGCCACUCGUGCUGCCGUCGAGGCUGGCUACGUGUCCAACGACCUCCAGAUCGGCCAGACUGGCAAGAUUGUUGCCCCUACACUCUACAUGGCCAUCGGCAUUUCCGGCGCCAUCCAGCAUCUUGCUGGCAUGAAGGACAGCAAGACCAUUGUUGCCAUUAACAAGGACCCCGAGGCUCCGAUUUUCCAAGUCGCUGACUUUGGUCUUGUCGAGGACUUGUUCAAGGCCGUCCCCGAGCUCUCCUCGAAGGUGAAGGCCAAGUAAAUCUGUUGUAUGGACUUUUCUGUUUUUUUGUAAUGGUUUUUUCUGCUUCUUUUCAACACAAAAAAAAAAAAAAAAAAUCGUUGGCCUGCGAGUGUCGCUCUGCUUUUGCAUUUUGACAUUGUGUCAUCCUGGUCUUGUUCAAACCAAAUGUAACAUUCUACUUUCCUGCGGAUGGGAGUAC
Molecule: messenger RNA, 1211 nt
Organism: Capsaspora owczarzaki ATCC 30864
Lineage: Eukaryota; Filasterea; Ministeriida; Capsasporidae
Product: electron transfer flavoprotein alpha-subunit
Exons: 3
Coding region: 11-1030 (339 amino acids)
Cellular component (GO): mitochondrion
Molecular function (GO): electron transfer activity; flavin adenine dinucleotide binding
Source: RefSeq, a predicted model, not a curated record